This is a messenger RNA of Hippocampus zosterae (dwarf seahorse), 1142 nucleotides long. RefSeq names its product ciliogenesis and planar polarity effector 2 (gene cplane2). Bases 370 to 1092 code for a protein of 240 amino acids. The record is from RefSeq and is a predicted model, not a curated record. NCBI's taxonomy places the organism in Eukaryota, Metazoa, Chordata, Actinopteri, Syngnathiformes, Syngnathidae. Gene Ontology annotation, molecular function: GTPase activity; GTP binding. The transcript has 5 exons.
CAGGAUUCCAUCCGUUUUACUACAGUGUGGGGGUAUGCGUUGAUUUCAAACCAAAGUUAACUUGGUAGUUGGAUAAUUGACUAAUUCUGGUUCACGGAGUACAUUUCGUUUCACAUAGUUGUGAAAGCGAAGCUAGGAGAUUCUUUUUCUUCGGAGUCGCCAAGUCAUGUUUUGAGAAGGCGCAAGAAUGACACCAUGAACAGGCAACAAUGUUAUGUUGGGGAAGACAAGAAUGUAACGAGAUGAAGUGCCUUCUAAACGCACGCUUUGGUGGACAAAAACUUGGAACACCUUCGGAGGGAACCAACGACACGGCGCCUCUUUAAUGCGCCAUAAGCUCUCCGACACUAGCUGCGAGCGUUAAACAAAAUGAUUCAAGCUCCCAAACCCGGCUCUAUCAUCGUCGCCGAUUGGCACCGAUGCAAAGACAGCAAAGAAUACUUCAGCAAGAUACUACACAAGAAGAACCGCAAGAUUUUCGGACUAUUGGAGUCUCCGGUGAUGCCUCCACAUGUCCCCGUGGACACGGUCCACUACAAGAUCUUCCUCUCUGGCAAGAGUGGUGUUGGUAAAAGUGCCCUUGCAGCACACCUGGCAGGCCUGAAAGUACCCGGCACGCACUACGAAACUACAGGCAUUGAGACAACAGUAGUUUACUGGCCAGCAAAGCUGAAAGAAAGCGGCAGAGUGCUCUUCUUUCGGUUCCAGUUGUGGGACUGCGGCGAAAAUGCGUUGCGACGAUUUGACCAUCUGCUCCCGUCUUGUAAGGAGAAAGUGGAUGCCGUUCUCUUCCUCUUCUCCUUCACUGACAGAACCUCUUUCGAUGAUCUCGCCAAUCAAAUUGCAAAAUGGAAUGAGUCAUCUGGGAGCCCAGUUGUGACUUUGGUGGUCGGGACAAAAUUUGACCUUUUCAUGCACUGUGAUGUCUCAGAGAAGGAUGUGAGGGGCUUCCAGGAGACGUGGCAGUUACCAGUGUUCCGUAUGGGCUGCAGUGAGGACGACGACAGACUGGAUCUUACCGCGCCCCUCUUCAACAGCCUGGCAGAAAGUUUGUGGCAUCAGGACUGCAUCAUAGCUGGACAUCAAGUCUAAGCUGAGGCAUCGAGAAAAAAAAAACAUUAAAAAUGUGCAGCACUUUGGAA